CGGCUGGCCCUGCCCUCGCCUGCGUAGGCCUCGGGUCAGGGUCACGAGUGCGCUUCCUGCGGCCCAGUGUGCUGACCCUCCGCGAAGGCCCCUUAACAGGAGCCCACCCGCGGGGAAAACUUGUUACAAAGCGGUGGAAAGCCAGGGCUGUGGGCUCUUUGAGUGGCUGGAGAGGGAGGAGACGGCUCACUGGGUUUCUUAUGUAGCUUUUUUUUUUUUUUUUAAUUUUUAUUGGGGUAUAGUUGCUUUAUAAUGUUGUGUAGGUUUCAGGUUACAAUAAAGUAAAUCAGUUGUACAUAUACAUAUAUCCACUUCUUUUUAGAUUCUUUUCCCGUGUAGGCCAUCACAGAGUAUUGAGUAGCGUUCCCUGUGCUAUACAUACGUAAAAUGGAGCAAUGACCAGAGUCUUGGUGGCAUCGAGGGCUGCCUGUCGAAGCUCAAAGCAGCAGAUCCGACCUUCGCCAUGGGCCACGCCAUCGCUAAUGGCCUCGUGCUGAUUGGCACUGGAAGCUCCGUGAGGCUGGACAAAGAGCUGGACCUGGCCGUGAAGACAAUGGUGGAGAUUUCCAAAACUCAGCCCCUGACACAGCGGGAGCAGCUGCACGUGUCUGCAGUAGAGACCUUUGCUAAGGGGAACUUUCCAAAAGCCUGUGAGCUGUGGGAACAGAUUCUCCAGGACCACCCAACAGAUAUGCUGGCCCUGAAAUUUUCCCAUGAUGCCUACUUUUACCUGGGCUACCAGGACCAGAUGCGAGAUUCUGUGGCUCGAGUUUAUCCCUUCUGGACACCCGACAUCCCCCUUAGCAGCUAUGUGAAAGGCAUCUAUUCUUUUGGACUGAUGGAAACCAACUUCUAUGAUCGGGCAGAAAAGCUCGCCAAAGAGGCUUUAUCUAUUGACCCAACGGACGCGUGGUCGGUGCACACCGUUGCCCAUAUUCACGAGAUGAGAGCAGAGGUCCAGGAUGGACUGGAGUUCAUGCAGCAGUCAGAAACCCACUGGAAGGACUCUGACAUUCUUGCUUGUCAUAAUUAUUGGCACUGGGCUUUAUAUCUGAUCGAAAAGGGCGAAUACGAGGCCGCGCUGACCAUUUACGAUGACCACAUCCUCCCCAGCCUGCAGGCCAGCGGGACGAUGCUGGACGUGGUGGACAACUGCUCCAUGCUCUACCGGCUGCAGAUGGAAGGGGUGUCUCUAGGUGAGCGGUGGCAAGAUGUCCUGCCUGUGACCCAGAAGCACAGCCAAGACCACAUCCUGCUCUUCAACGAUGUGCACCUCCUGAUGGCAUCCCUGGGCGCUGGGGACUCCCAGACCACGCAGGCGCUGCUGAGCAGCCUGCAGGACUCCAGCAAGUCCCCAGGGGAGAACUGCCAGCACCUCCUGGCCCACGACGUGGGGCUGCCCUUGUGCCAGGCCCUGGUGGAGGCCCAGAACGGGAACCCCGACCGUGUGGUGGAACUGCUCCUGCCCAUCCGCUACCGGAUCGUCCAGAUCGGGGGCAGCAAUGCCCAGAGAGACGUCUUCAACCAGUUACUAAUUCACGCGGCCUUAAACUGCUCGUCUGGUGCCCACAAGCACGUGGCCCGGAGCCUUCUGAUGGAGCGAGACGCCUUGAAGCCCAACUCCCCACUGACUGCGAGGCUCAUCCACAAGGCGGCCGCCCUCCAUCUCCUGCAGUGAGCCGACCCGGCCUCCUGCCCCGCGGAGCCUCCCUGGUGGCCUCCCCGGCCGCCGGCCGGCCGCCCCACUGGUUUCGCAGGGUUACACGUAGCUGGUUAGGCCUGUAAAGCAGAAAGCCCUGGAACCAGCAUGUUAGGGGAAGAGGGGACAGAAAUCAAUUUUUAACAUGAUUCCAGAUCUUCUAAUCCUCCUUAAGGGCCAGGGUGCAGUUUUAAUCCGUCAGAGCCUAGGCAGGGGGCUGCUCUUCCCCUUGCCUUGCAAAUUGUGUUUUCCCAGGGGACCCUUAUACCUCCUGGUUGUUCUAGGGUUGGAAGGCAGGCAUGGGGUGGUGGUGGUCUCAGCUCGGGGAGGGGAGUCUCCCACCCAGCCCCUAGGGGCACUCCUCCCCUGACUCUAGGCUGCCCCUGGGAUAAACCCCUUCAUCCUGUCUUCCUCCCCAAAUUCCAGACAGGUUCUGUUGUCCCACCUUUUGGGUGAGGGUACCCACGGGGGGAAGUGACGUACCCAGGGUCAAGCCCAUGGAGGCCCUGCUGACAUUCACCUUAGGCCCCUGUGCUUCCUGGGAGAGGGACCCCCACCUCGCUGCCUGGGGCCUCGGCCCUUCUGCUGUCUCUGCAGAGAUGUCUGCAAGCUUCUCUCAUCUUUGAUGGUGCUGGUUUGGGCUUGUUUUCUCUUUAUUCUAAACUGCACCUUGUCAACCAUGAUUUUUUUUUUCUUUUAAUUUUUGUUUUAUCUUGGAAUAUAGUUGAUUUACAAUGUUGUGUUUGUUUCAGGUGUACAACAAAGUGAUUCAGUUAUACAUAUACACGCGUCUAUUCUUUUUCAAAUUCUUUUCCCAUUUAGGUUGUUACGGAAUAUUGAGCAGAGUUCGCUGUGCUCUACAGUAGGUCCUUGUUGAUUAUUUUUGUCAACCGUGAUUUUAAUCAUAGGAAUGUACACUCACUGAGCUGGUGUGCUUUCUGGAAUGUGAGGAUGGAGCUCAGAGGUUGCCUGGUUGUGGCAAAAACCUAAAGCGUUGUGAUGUGGCUUUAACAGGAUCUGAGCCAGUUUUAGAAAUGCUGCCUCGGUCUCCUUCCCCACUGGUAACCUGGCCCUGAUGCCCGCCCCCCAAAUCAACUGGACACAUUCCUGGGAUUAAAAUAAAGUGGUUAUUUGGUUCCUUUGA
Molecule: messenger RNA, 2843 nt
Organism: Hippopotamus amphibius kiboko
Lineage: Eukaryota; Metazoa; Chordata; Mammalia; Artiodactyla; Hippopotamidae
Gene: TTC38
Product: tetratricopeptide repeat domain 38
Exons: 13
Coding region: 464-1678 (404 amino acids)
Molecular function (GO): protein binding
Source: RefSeq, a predicted model, not a curated record